AUGACGACAAUUGCGAACGCUAUCAGGAUUCUACUGCAUUGGGCGAGUCAAUCAAGAACCAUUCCCGUGGAGCAUUUCAAGUACUUCAAGCGCGCGACUUCAUCUCUGAGCUCUCCCACCAGCCGGACGGCCACAUUGCUGCUCUCUGCUUUCAAGAGUCGAUACCCAGAGAGCGAACCAUCUUUCGGAUACGACGCCCUAUACCAGAUCAUACGACGUAAGGAUCUGCGGCUAUUCAGGCUUCUUGCAGCCGAAAUCAACAUCACUGGGCCUGUUGAGAAAGACCGCGGACCAAGACCUUUCCCCGAUCGACGAGCCCCAUCUAAUUGUAUAUUCACGAGUCCACUCGGUGAAGCAAUACGUCUCCACGCUGAAAGCAACGGUGCUGAUGGUGGUACACUUGACUACCUUUUAACCCUAGUCAAGAACUACAAUACUGUCGUUUAUCGAGACUUAGAGCGCGGCGAUAUGACAGUCUUACUCUACGCAAUCUCGCUUGAUUCGCUGAAGACAGUGAAGAAGCUAUACAAAGCAUGCACACAGGAAUCUCGGCCGAUCCCACGGAGCAUCAAUCGGACGCCAUUGCAAGCAGCAGCACAGGCCGGAAGCAGAGACACAGUAGAAUAUCUCCUCAGCCAAGGCGCCAACGCGAACGAACCUCCAUCCAUCCGCGCAGGAGCAACGGCCCUCCAGCUAGCGGCAAUCACGGGUAACAUCGCCAUUGCAAAACUCUUGCUCGAGGCGGGCGCCGAAAUUAACGCGCCACCAGCCUUUGGCGAUGGCAGAACCGCGUUCGAAGGCGCCACGGAGCACGGACGUAUCGCGAUGAUGAUCUUUCUCGUCGAUGAAGGCGCCGAUCUCCUUGCCAAUGGCAACGUACAAUAUCGACGCGCUGUUGUACUUGCAGAAGACAACCGCCAAUAUGCUGCGAAAGAUCUCGCAGAUAAGCUAUUUGCAAGAGCUCUAGCGAGCCAACAAGCGGGCUUCCUUGGUAUGGGUGAGCCGUGGGCUGGGGCUGAGAUGCCAGACUUUGGGACUCUGUUCCCAUGA
Messenger RNA from Alternaria infectoria, 1050 nucleotides. RefSeq lists its product as uncharacterized. Bases 1 to 1050 code for a protein of 349 amino acids. NCBI's taxonomy places the organism in Eukaryota, Fungi, Ascomycota, Dothideomycetes, Pleosporales, Pleosporaceae. Gene Ontology annotation, molecular function: protein binding. The transcript has 2 exons. Gene Ontology annotation, cellular component: nucleus; cytoplasm. The record is from RefSeq and is a predicted model, not a curated record.